Molecule: messenger RNA, 2236 nt
Organism: Drosophila sulfurigaster albostrigata
Lineage: Eukaryota; Metazoa; Arthropoda; Insecta; Diptera; Drosophilidae
Gene: IFT57
Product: intraflagellar transport protein 57 homolog
Exons: 3
Coding region: 58-1257 (399 amino acids)
Biological process (GO): non-motile cilium assembly; intraciliary transport
Cellular component (GO): Golgi apparatus; centrosome; cilium
Source: RefSeq, a predicted model, not a curated record
CAAAACAAAGUUUUAUUGCAAGUUUUUUUACUGCACAAAUUGUUCACAAACAAUAAAAUGCAAGAAGACACUGCAGAAAAGUUGCAGCAAUUGCAAAAUUUUCAAUCCGAUGAUUUGCUGGAAAAGCUUAAGCUGCUCAAUUAUGAAAAGCACUUGCUGAGGGAAUAUAAAUUGAAGCCUUUAUCGCGGUUUUACUUUGUCAAGGCCACAAAUCCCGGCGAGCAAUUCUUUAUGUUCACACUCAUCUGCUGGUGGCUCUGCAAGAAACUGGGCAAGGACAUGGAACGGCCACAGGAGUACGAUGAUCCCAACACGGUUAUAGCCAAGAUUAUACAAAUGCUGGAGGAGAUUGAUGUUCCAGUGGAUUUUGCACCCAAUAAACUAAUACGUGGCGCUGGACCCAUUUGCCUCAUGGUCCUGGACAUUCUGGCCACGCAAGCCUUGAAGGUGACUAAGGUGAACUUUCAGCGGUUGCAUAUCGCACAGGAGGAGGAGUUUGUGGGCGACUACUUGGAGGACAAUGCUGAGAUUAUAUUGGAGAAGCUGGAGGACGAACAGAAUGCCACAGCAUUGAGUGAUGACAGCGACAUGGAGCUGGAGGCGCACAAUUUCAAGCAACUCAAUUGGCUAAAUCGCCAAAAGCGCAACAUGGGCGACAUGGCAACAGAUGAACAGAACCGUGAUCUGAAUGCUCGCCUCAGCGAUCAUCAGGAAUGGCGUUUGGAGCUCGAACGUGUGCUGCAGCAGCUGAAGGUGUUUGUCAAGGCGGAUGCUCGAGAUUGGCGCACUCACAUCAGCCAGAUGGAGGCACUCAAUGCGGGCAUUGCCAAUGUCUCGGAACCGACGCAGGCUCAGCUCAAGAAAUUGCACAGCGAGUUCACAUUCAGUCUGGAGAAGAUCGAGAGCCGGGAGAAGCAUUUGAACAACGAACUGCAGCAGCUCAUACAACAGUACAAAGAGCUGUCCAUUGAGCUAUCCACAGUGCAGUAUGCGCAGACACAGCUGCAGACCGAUAUGGAGAAACAGAUGAAUCAGCUGAGCGAGGUGAUGGCCGAGCAGGAGCUCAAGAAGGAGGAAAUGGAGCGACGUGGUCAAGUUAUGUCCGAUGGCAGUUCCGUGCAGCAGAUCAAGAAGGCGAUCGUGAAGCUAAAGGAUGACAUUGCGCAGCUGAAUCUGGAGGUGGCGCUUCUUGUGCAUGCCUACGAUCAGGACACAGUGCGUCAAACGCUCGGCGUGCUCGAUCAGCCAAACAACUGAAUAACUGAUAACGAGAGGGGGCAAUAAAAAAAAACUAAAAAUACCCGUUUACCACAAUUUGAAAUAGACUAUUCUUAUGUAGAUUUAGCAUAUGCAUGCGAUCUCUUAGCCCGGGCAUUUUUCACACUUGGCCAUGGGUGCGUGAUCGAUGCUGAUCGUAAUCAGAUCAUCGUUGGCAGACCACCGGCGUUGACCGCGCCCCCUUCCCCCUGCCACGUUCGCUGUCGCUGUCGUUGUCGAUUUGUUUGGUUUUGAUUGUCGAACCUGAACUGAUAAUAGUUUCGUAAUUGGUUGCUAAGCCAAUAGGGCGGUCAAUUAUCACCUCAAUGUUAUCUGCAACUUACACACACACACAACGCGUGUCCUGCGCUGAUCAGAUAAGCAAUAUGUUGCCUGGAUCACGUACAUAAGAAGAGCCGCCAAAGAACUACCACAUCUCCUAACCAAACCAAAGCAAACCAAACCAAUCCACUCCAAACGCAAACCAAAAACUCGAAAACUCAAAAACCCAAAACUCAAAACCAAAGCAAACCUAUGACGAAACCGCGAAACCUCGUACCCCUCGAGGUGUUAUUACCCGCUACCCACUACUCGUUGUCCUCCGUCUCCUUUCUUCUCCCUCUCUCUAACUCUCUCUCUGUCUCUAUCUUUCUUUGCCUGUUGCGCACGCGCAAACACUUUGUUUGCCCACUUGGCCUGGCUUAUCAGCCCAAUUCCCAAUUGCCAGGUUUCUCUUCCUUGUAUUCCUGCUGCUGCUCCUUCUGCUGCUGCUGCACAACUUGUUGAGAUUUUCGCUGCGGCCUGCCAAAGGUGCUAAAAGGUUUUCCCAAAAAUUGAAAUUGAAAUGCAGCAGCACUAACACUAGCUAUGGAAAAUUCUAUGCACACGCUUGGGUUUUUCCACUAAGCCCUUCAAAACUAACCUUAUGUUUAACACACUUUACUUUCAAGUAAGUUAAUUGAUGAACAAAAAACUAUGA